GUUGUCAGGUGCGCUGCUCCUGGCCACGAUACUUACAACUUUACCGGGGGGCCAAGGCAGGUGGAGCGUGUCCUUUUCCCGAAAAGAGAUGUGUGUGUGGGCAGGAACCACCGUUACGCUGCCCUGUCGCUACGAUUAUCCAGCAGGUCACACCGUGACCACCGUCAUGUGGUUUCGCGUUUCGGCAGAUGGUCAACGGGAGUUCAGCCAUCACACAGACCCAAACCAAAUGGGCUUGUCUUUUCGCGGACGCACUCGCUACAUUGGUGGAAGCUAUUCCAGCUGUUCGGUCCAAAUUCGGGCUGUCAAGCUGAGUGAUGCGGGCCAGUACCACUUCAGGUUUGAGACGGACCAACCACUGGGCAGAUGGACCUCUCCAGACACCAUCACUCUCCACGUAACAGACCUCCAGGUCCAGGUGCUUCCAAGCAGGCCAUCCAACAUGUUUGGCUUUGCAGAGACUGUGUUUGUAGGCUGCCAGGCCACAGGAUGCGCUGCUCCAGGAAGAAGCCUCGCAUUGUACAGGAAUGGGCUGAACCUGGGUUCCUAUGACAAAUGGCUGAUUAUCCAACGCUUUGACCGAGCCCACGUCGGAGCGUAUAUCUGUCGACCAAUCCCGCCGCAGAAUGUGCAGUCCCCGACCCUCUCUCUGGCUCUUGGCCAUGCUCCUCGUUCUACCUCCAUCCACAUUUCUUCUACAGGAGAGGUCUCGGAGGGCGGCUCGGUCACUCUGUCGUGCAGUAGCGAAGCGGCUCCGCCCGUCGAGAGCUUUGCCUGGUUCAAAGACUUGGAGAUGGACAGCAUCCCAGACACUUUUGGGCCUCACCUCCACCUUUCUCACCUGAAAUCCACAGACAGAGGAGAGUACUUUUGCGUGGCGCGGAACUCCCUGGGAACUGAACGCUCCAAAGCGCUUCUUCUCAAUGUGACAUUCUCCCCCAAAAAUACCCGUGUGCUGAUAACACCGCCCGGUGACAUUGGAGAAGGCACCGUUGUGAACCUCAGCUGUGUCAGUAAUGCCCAGCCACCUACCAGCAGGCACGCAUGGUAUCGCAUCAUAGGAGAGCAGGUGAUAGCGAAAGGAAGCGUCCAGAAUUUGACUUUCCCCUCGGUGCGUGCUCACCACGCUGGUCAGUACUACUGCACGGCGUGGAACCCAUUAGGACAACAAACUUCUCAUGCCACCACUCUUAGCGUGCUGUAUCCUCCCAAGAACACUUCAGUGCUGGCUCGCCCUUCCAGCGUGGUGGACGCCGGGCGGCCUUUGACUCUGACCUGCAGCAGUCAGGCCAACCCGGCCGUGGACAACUUCACUUGGCAUCGUUUAACCCACAACGGAGCGCCGGUGCAAUCGUGGGGCAGCCGGACCGGUCCUGUGUUCACAUUCUCCGAGGUCGGGCCGAGAGAAAGUGGCCGGUACUACUGUGAGGCCAGAAACCGCAUGGGAGUCCACAGCUCUCCUGUCCUUACGGUGCAAGUCCGAGGACGACUAAAGGUUAUUGCUUUGGCGUCGGCGGUGGGCGUGUCUGCUGGGCUCAUCACUCUGACGGUGGCCAUUAUGAUUAGUAAGAACAUGCACACAGUUGACAUGGAAUCAGCUGGAGUAGCAUCCGAGCGGCCUUCGCUUGCGGCCGACACCAUGUUCUACGAGGCGACCCAACCAGUGGUGCCACUGAGAGAGACCUUCAUGGCGGACAUAGCGGAGGAACCUGAAGACUUGAGUGACAGCAGCUCCCAUCCUGCAAUUGCUCCUCUCAAGGACGCUCCUCCGAUCACAAAAGCUCCAAGCCCUGCCUCCAAAGGGGUUAGCGUCCACGACUCCAGAUUGUCAAGGAACUACGCAGGCUAACAGUUACAAGUCCUUUCAAUUAAGCUACAUCACUGGAUAUUCCGAAAAGAACGUGGGGGGGAACAAUGUGGAUAAAUGACCUCCAAUAUUCUUCUCACCUCUAAAAUACUUGUGUCGUCAUUACAGCACAUACUUUGACUAAAUAUAUUUGAGAACAUAAUUCAUGACGCAAUGGUCAUUUUAUUGGUAAAACAUGCUACAUAAACAAAACAUCAAGCAUUAUUUACAAACGCGCACAAUACGGGUUUCAAGAUGAGCACUUUAACCUCAAUCUUCAGACAUAGUUAAGGAAGGAGGUGGUAAGAACAUCAUUGCCUUUGGAGCAACUUGUUAAAAUUACCUUUA
This is a messenger RNA of Syngnathus typhle (broad-nosed pipefish), 2194 nucleotides long. RefSeq names its product sialoadhesin. The coding region runs from base 89 to 1849 and encodes 586 amino acids. NCBI's taxonomy places the organism in Eukaryota, Metazoa, Chordata, Actinopteri, Syngnathiformes, Syngnathidae. The transcript is spliced from 18 exons. The record is from RefSeq and is a predicted model, not a curated record.